UAUAUAUGCCACACUCUAGCUUCUUUCUCAGUUAUUCAUUUCUUCUCCAAUUCUCUGCUUCCCUUUCUGUCUCUGUGCGAUCCUCAUCAAAACCCUAAUCUUGAUCGCGAAGAAGCUCAAAUUUCCUCUGAUCACUCUCGAAAAAUCGAAGUUUGACGAUCCGAUCGCCGUCAAACCGCCCCUACAAAACGUUCCUCACUUCAAUUUUAGUUGCCGCAGAAUUUUAAUUUCCCCAAUUCAGUCUCUGCUCUUCGAUCAAUUCUUGGUUUUUUAGUGAUUGAUCGGGUACCAAUUCAAGGCGGUUCUCAAUCGUGCAAUGCUUUCAGUUCCAAUAUGAAGUUAAAGAGAAGGAGGGCGGUUGAAGUGCCCCCAAAAAUUAGAUCCUUCAUCAAUAGGGUCACUGCUGUUCCCUCUGAGAAUAUAGAGGAACCUCUGAAAGGUUUCAUCUGGGAGUUCGAUAAGGGAGAUUUCCAUCAUUGGGUUGCUUUUAACCAUUUUGAUUCAUUUUUUGAGAAGCACAUAAAAUCCAGGAAGGAUUUGCAGGUUGAUGAUAAUUUUCUAGAGACUGAUCCUCCGUUUCCAAGAGAAGCUGUUCUUCAAGUUCUCCGUGUAAUAAGGAUAAUUUUGGAGAAUUGCACAAAUAAGCACUUCUACAGUUCUUAUGAGCAGCAUCUUUCAUCUCUGCUUGCUUGCACUGAUGCGGAUGUGGCUGAGGGUUGCCUGCAGACAUUGGCUGCAUUUUUAAAGAAAACAGUUGGAAAGUAUUCCAUUAGAGAUGCUGCACUAAAUUCAAAGUUAUUCGCUCUUGCACAAGGUUGGGGGGAAGAAGAGGGUCUUGGAUUAAUUGCUAGUGUAAUACAGAAUGAUUGUGACCCUGUUGCUUACAAGUUAGGCUGCACCCUUCAUCUUGAGUUCUAUGCAUCAAAUGAUUCAACAGGCGACAUCCCUGCCAACCAAGGUUUACAAAUCAUUCACUUACCUAACAUCAAUACUCAUCCAGAGACGGAUCUUGAGCUUUUGUGUAAGUUAAUUGCCGAGUACAAAGUACCCUCUAGCUUAAGAUUUUCUUUAUUGACAAGAUUGCGGUUUGCAAGGGCUUUUGGCUCUGUAGCUACUCGGCAGCAGUAUGCAUGCAUCCGCUUGUAUGCCUUCAUAGUUCUUGUUCAAGCAAAUAGUGAUGCUGACGACCUUGUUUCUUUCUUCAACACUGAACCUGAGUUUAUCAAUGAAUUAGUGUCGUUGUUGAGCUUUGAGGAUGUGGUUCCUGAGAAAAUUCGAAUUCUCUGUCUUCUUUCACUGGUUGCUCUUUGUCAAGAUCGAUCCCGGCAGCCUACUGUUUUGACUGCUGUCACAUCUGGUGGGCAUCGUGGUAUCCUGUCCAGUCUCAUGCAGAAGGCCAUUGAUUUUGUCACCAAAGAUACGUCAAAGUGGUCUGUUGUUUUUGCUGAGGCUCUAUUAUCUCUUGUCACAGUUUUGGUGUCAUCAUCAUCAGGUUGUUCAGCCAUGCGUGAAGCUGGUUUUAUUCCCACCCUUCUGCCUUUGCUUAAAGAUACAAACCCGCAACACCUUCAUUUGGUCAGCACAUCUGUGCACAUUUUAGAAGCUUUUAUGGAUUACAGUAAUCCUGCUGCUGCAUUGUUUCGGGAUUUGGGUGGUUUAGACGAUACAAUCUCUCGCCUACAGGUGGAAGUGUCUCAUGUAGAAAAUGGCUCAAAGCAUGAAGAUGAUGAUUCUGACAUCAUUGGGAGUAGUGCACAAGUAGCUGUAGGAACUUCUACAGAGCUAGACAGCAUGCAGCCUUUGUAUUCAGAACCACUGGUUUCAUAUCACAGACGAUUGCUUAUGAAAGCUCUAUUGCGUGCUAUAUCCCUGGGGACUUAUGCCCCUGGAAGUACUGCUCGUGUUUAUGGCUCAGAGGAGAGUCUAUUGCCACAAUGCUUAUGCAUAAUAUUUAAAAGGGCAAAGGAUUUUGGUGGUGGGGUAUUCUCACUUGCGGCAACUGUCAUGAGUGAUCUAAUACACAAAGAUCCUACCUGUUUUCCAGUUUUAGAUGCAGCAGGCCUUCCUUCUGCCUUCUUGGAUGCUAUAAUGGAUGGUGUUCUUUGCUCUGCAGAAGCCAUUACAUGCAUACCACAGUGUCUAGAUGCCCUAUGUUUAAAUACUACUAAUGGUCUUCAGGUUGUGAAAGAUCGCAAUGCUUUGAGGUGCUUUGUGAAGAUAUUUACUUCAAGAACUUAUCUGAAGGCCCUGACCAGUGACACACCAGGUUCGUUAUCUAGUGGAUUGGAUGAGUUAAUGCGCCAUGCUUCAUCAUUGCGUGGGCCUGGAGUGGAUAUGCUGAUUGAGAUCUUAAAUGCCAUUUCAAAAAUUGGACAUGGGGUUGAUGCUUCAUACAUGUCAAUUGAUCCUUUGGGCUCUUCUACUCCUGUUCCCAUGGAAACAGAUGGAGAAGAGAGGAAUUUGGUCGUGUCUGAUAACGGGGAAUCAUCCAAAACGGAAAGUUCAGAGCAGACUGUGGAGCCACCUUCUGAUUCUUCAGUGGGGAAUGUUGAAAUAUUUCUUCCUGACUGUGUGAGCAAUGUUGCUCGUCUUCUUGACACAAUACUUCAGAAUGGUGACACAUGUCGUAUAUUUGUGGAGAAGAAGGGGGUUGAAGCUGUCCUGCAGUUAUUUACCUUGCCCUUGAUGCCUCCUUCUGUUUCAGUUGGCCAGAGUAUUUCUGUCGCAUUUAAGAACUUCUCACCACAACAUUCUGCUUCUUUGGCUCGGGCAGUAUGUUUAUUCUUGAGAGAGCAUCUGAAAUCAACAAAUGAACUUUUUGUUUCAGUUGGAGGGACUCAACUUGCUUUGGUGGAAUCUGCGAAGCAAACUCAAGUUUUGAGACAUCUUUCCAGUCUUGAAGCUAUUCUGUCUCUGUCUAAUGUUCUGUUGAAAGGGACGACUACUGUGGUGUCUGAACUGGGUGCAGCAGAUGCUGAUGUAUUGAAAGAUCUCGGGAACACCUACCGGGAAAUAAUUUGGCAAAUCUCUCUGUGCAAUGAUGUCAAGUCAGAUGAGAAGACCAAUGCUGAACAAGAACCAGAGAGUGCUGAGGCAGCUCCGACUAAUGCUUCUGGAAGGGAGAGUGAUGAUGAUGCUAAUAUUCCAAUGGUGAGAUAUAUGAACCCAGUUUCUAUCAGGAAUCAGCCCUUGUGGGGUGGAGAACGCGAGUUUCUAUCAGUUGUUCGCUCUGGUGAAGGUUUGCACCGUCGUAGUCGUCAUGGUUUUACACGCAUAAGGGGUGGAAGGACAGGCCGGCAUUUGGAGGCUUUAAAUGUUGAUUCUGAAUCUUCCUCAACAGUAUCAGAGACAUAUACUUCCCAAGAUUUGAAAAAGAAAAGUCCUGAUGUUCUUGUGAUAGAAAUCCUCAACAAGCUGGCUUCCACACUGCGUUCCUUCUUCACAGCUCUUGUCAAGGGAUUCACAUCACCAAAUCGGCGUAGAGUUGACUCUGGGUUGUUGAGUUUGGUUUCCAAGACUCUUGGAACUGCCCUAGCUAAAAUAUUUCUCGAGUCUCUUAGCUUCUCUGGGCAUUCUACAUCAACUGGGCUCGAUACAUCACUGUCAGUCAAGUGUCGAUAUCUUGGCAAAGUUGUCGAUGAUAUGGUAUCGCUUACAUUUGACAGCAGGCGACGUACUUGUUAUACUGCAACAGUCAAUAAUUUCUAUGUCCAUGGUACUUUUAAGGAGCUGCUUACAACAUUUGAAGCUACUAGUCAGUUGUUGUGGACACUACCAUACUCCGUGUCAACGUCAGGUAUUGAUCCUGAAAGGACAGGUGAAGGAAGUAAACUGUCCCACAGUUCGUGGCUGCUUGAUACUUUACAGAGCUAUUGCCGUGUGCUCGAGUAUUUUGUUAAUUCUUCUUUACUCUUAUCCACAACCUCUGCUUCUCAAGCACAGUUGCUUGUUCAGCAGCCAGUUGCAGUUGGUUUGUCAAUUGGGCUUUUCCCUGUGCCAAGGGAACCAGAAGUUUUUAUUCGUAUGCUGCAGUCUCAAGUUCUUGAUGUGAUACUUCCUGUCUGGAACCACCCUAUGUUUCCAAAUUGUAGUCCAGAUUUCAUUGCUUCUAUUGUCUCGCUUGUCAUGCAUGUAUAUUCUGGUGUUGGAGAUGUGAAGCAGAAUCGCAGUGGCAUUGCUGGAAGUACAAACCAGCGAUUGACCCCACCACUUGAUGAAAAUACUAUUACCACCAUUGUUGAGAUGGGUUUUCCAAGGGCUAGGGCAGAGGAAGCUCUUAGGCGGGUGGAAACAAAUAGCGUUGAAAUGGCCAUGGAGUGGCUCUUUAGUCAUCCUGAGGAUCCUGUGCAGGAUGAUGAUGAACUGGCUCGAGCACUUGCUCUUUCACUGGGAAAUUCAUCAGAUGCAUCUAAAGCUGAGAGUGUUGAAAAGUCUGUUGAUGUGCUGGCAGAAGAGGGUUGUGUGAAAGCUCCUCCUGUUGAUGAUGUCCUUGCAGCGUCGGUUAAAUUACUUCAAAGUAAUGAUACCAUGGCAUUCCCUUUGACAGAUUUGCUUGUGACACUUAGCAACCAGAACAAAGGGGAAGACUGUCCAAGAGUUGUAUCUUAUCUUACUCAGCAGCUAAAGAAUUGUCCAUUGGAUUUUUCUAAUGAUACCAGUGCGUUGAGUAUGGUGUCGCAUGUUAUUGCAUUACUUCUUUCUGAGGAUGGAAGCACAAGGGAAGUCGCUGCACGGUAUGGUAUUGUGACUACUGCAACAGAUAUCUUGAUGAACUUUAAGGGCAAAGAUGAGUCAGGCAAUGAGCUUCUUGUCCCAAAAUGUAUCAGUGCUCUGCUGCUUAUUUUGGAUAACAUGUUGCAAUCAAGGUCCAGAAUUUCUGAAAAGGUUGAAGAUACUCAGACAGGGCCUUUACCUGAAUUAUCUGGAGAGCGUAUGUCAAUCCCUGCAUCAGAUACAGAGAAAAAACAGCUUAUGGAUGCCUAUGAAAAGGAUUCUGCCACAGCAUUUGAAAAAAUAUUGGGGAAAUCUACCGGUUAUUUGACUAUGGAAGAGAGUCAUAAAGUGCUAGCAGUUGCUUGUGACUUGAUAAAGCAGCAUGUCCCAGCAAUGAUCAUGCAGGCUGUUUUACAAUUAUGUGCUCGCUUGACAAAAACUCAUGCUCUAGCUUUACAAUUCCUUGAAGGAGGCUUGGCAGCUCUAUUUGGCCUUCCAAGAAGUUGUUUUUUCCCGGGAUAUGAUACUGUUGCAUCUGCUAUUGUUCGCCAUCUCCUUGAAGAUCCACAGACACUGCAAACAGCAAUGGAAUUGGAGAUUCGCCAAGCCCUGAGUGGAAACAGGCAUGGUGGGCGCACUUCUGCACGAACAUUCUUGACAUCAAUGGCACCUGUAAUCUCUAGAGAUCCAGUAGUUUUUAUGAAAGCUGCUUCUGCAGUUUGUCAGUUGGAGACAUCAGGAGGUAGAACCUUUGUUCUGUUAUUGAAGGAAAAAGAGAAGGAAAAGGAAAAAUCUAAAGCAGUAGGUGAUGGGGCUGGAUUAUCUUCCAAUGAGUGUGUACGGAUUUCUGAAAAUAAGAUACAUGAUGGAUCUGGUAAAUGUGCAAAAAGUCACAAGAAGAUCCCUGCCAAUCUCACUCAAGUGAUAGAUCAGCUUCUUGAAAUAGUCUUCAAAUACCAUUUCCCAAAUAGCCUGGAAGACUAUUCGAAUAACCCAUCCGCUAUGGAAGUAGAUGAACCCACUAUGAAGGUGAAGGGUAAAUCAAAGGUUGACGAGACAAGGAAAGUGGAGUCAGAAUCUGAAAGAUCUGCAGGGUUGGCUAAAGUUACCUUUGUUCUCAAAUUACUGAGUGAUAUCCUUCUUAUGUAUGUACAUGCAGUUGGGGUUAUACUUAAACGGGAUUUAGAAAUGACUCAGUUGCGGGGAUCUAAUCAAACAGAUGGUCUUGGACAUGGUGGUAUACUUCACCAUGUAAUUCAUCGAUUGCUUCCACUCACCAUUGAUAAGUCUGCUGGACCUGAUGAAUGGAGAGACAAACUGUCCGAAAAAGCUUCUUGGUUCCUGGUAGUUCUGUGUGGUCGUUCCAGUGAAGGGCGCAGACGAGUAAUUAGUGAACUUGUAAAGGCUUUAUCCUCGUUUUCGAAUUUGGGAUGUACUUCCACCAAGAGCAUCUUAUUACCGGAUAAAAGCGUUUAUGCUUUUGUUGAUUUGGUGUAUUCAAUUUUGUCUAAAAAUUCAUCAUCCAGCAACUUAUCUGGUUCUGGGUUUUCACCAGACAUAGCAAAAAGCAUGAUAGAUGGGGGAAUGAUUCAGUGUCUGACUGGUAUCUUCCGGGUGAUUGACUUAGACCAUCCUGAUGCUCCCAAAACUGUGAAUUUGAUACUCAAGACGUUAGAAAGCCUAACAAGGGCUGCUAAUGCUAGUGAGCAAUACUUUAAAUCUGAUGAGACGGGCAAGAAAAAAUCCACAGGGUUGAAUGGAAGAUCUGAUGAUCAGGUAACUGCCCCAUCAGCUGAUACUACUGUGGGGGAUAAUCAGAAUGCAAGCAGUGAACAGGGUGUGAGAGACGUCAUACAGGUUGUUCAAGGGGAUCAAGGAACUUCUGAAAGUGAAGGUAAUCCUGAUGCAAAUCCGAACCAGUUGGUGGAACUAGAUAUGAGGAUAGAAGUUGAAGGACCAAUAGCUUCUAAUCCACCGAUGGAGCUUGGGAUGGAUUUCAUGCGUGAGGAGAUGGAUGAAGGUAAUGUACUACACAACACUGAUCAAAUUGAGAUGUCUUUUCGUGUUGAGAAUAGGGCAGAUGAUGACAUGGCUGAUUUAGAAAACGACAUGGGUGAUGAUGGUGAGGAUGACGACGAGGGAGAGGACAUGGCUGAUUUAGAAAAUGACAUGGGUGAUGAUGGUGAGGAUGAUGAGGAUGAUGAUGAGGGAGAGGAUGAGGAUGAGGAUAUAGCAGAGGACGGUGGUGGCAUGAUGUCACUUGCUGAUACUGAUGUGGAAGACCAUGAUGAUACCGGCUUGGGAGAUGGUUACAAUGAUGGGAUGAUUGAUGAAGAUGAUGAUGAUUUUCAUGAGAAUCGUGUCAUAGAAGUGAGAUGGAGAGAAGCCCUUGAUGGGCUUGAUCAUUUGCAGGUACUUGGACAACCUGGAGCUGGAACUGGUCUCAUUGAUGUUGCUGCUGAACCUUUUGAAGGUGUUAAUGUGGAUGACUUGUUUGGUCUGAGAAGGCCGAUAGGUUUUGAUCGCCGCCGUCAGACAAGUAGGUCUUCCUUUGAGCGAUCUGUUGCAGAAGCAAAUGGAUUUCAACAUCCUCUCCUUUUAAGACCAUCCCAGUCUGGGGAUUUGGUCUCAAUGUGGUCAGCAGGUGGAAAUUCAUCCAGGGAUUUAGAAGCUCUGUCAUCAGGGAGCUUUGAUGUUGCUCAUUUCUACAUGUUUGAUGCUCCUGUUCUACCUUAUGAUCACGUACCAAGCAAUCUUUUUGGUGACCGGUUGAGUGGUGCAGCACCCCCACCAUUGACUGAUUAUUCAGUAGGUAUGGACUCAUUGCAGUUAUCGGGGCGAAGAGGGCCAGGUGAUGGUCGAUGGACUGAUGAUGGCCAGCCUCAAGCAGGUCCUCAAGCUGCUGCUAUUGCACAAGCAGUGGAGGAACACUUUAUAUCGCAAUUACGCAGUCUUGCUCCAGCUGAUAUCCCUGCUGAACGACAGUCCCAGAACUCAGGAGUGCAGGAGAAACAGCCAGAUCUCCCUCCUUUAAGUGAUAGUCAAGUAGCAGGGGAGCGCAAUGACAGCCAUGAAAGAAACGAAGAUCAGCGUCAAGAUGGGGUUGAUGAAACAACACAUCAAGUUAACUCAAGUUCUAACACUGCUCCCUGUCAAGAACAAGUCAAUCCAGAAUCUAUAGUCGAAGGUGCAGGGGAGUUCUUACAGGUACCUGAACCAAUGUCAAUUAUGCCACCUUCAACUAACAGUACACCAAGCGAUAGCAUGGACAUUGGUGAUGGAAAUGGUGCUGCUGGUGAGCAAGUAGGGUCGGUGGCAGGUUCUGUCAACUCGUCUGCAGAAAUAAGUGCUGGUUUACAAUGUGAACGGGGUUCUGUGCCUUCUAAUCCCCAUGAUGUUACUGUGGAGGCUGUGGGUUAUGAUAGAUCCUCAAGAGCAGAGGGUCAGGUUGGUAAUGUGUCGGCAAGUUUGGGUUUCAAUGUGCCUAAUCCAGAUGAACCAUCAAGGGAAAACACAACUGUUGCUCCAGAAGCUAAUCAGGCUGAACAAGAUUUGAAUAAUGAGGCCGCUGGUGCUAAUGCAAUUGAUCCGACCUUCUUGGAGGCUUUACCUGAAUAUUUGAGGGCCGAAGUUCUUGCUUCGCAACAAGCUCAGCCAGUUCAACCUCCAUCUUCUGCGCCACCUUCUGCAGACGACAUUGAUCCUGAGUUUUUAGCAGCCCUUCCUCCAGAUAUCCAAGAUGAAGUUUUGGCUCAACAAAGAGCACAAAGGGUUGCACAUCAGGCUGAGGGACAACCAGUUGACAUGGACAACGCUUCAAUAAUUGCUACUUUUCCUGCUGAUUUACGUGAAGAGGUACUUUUAACUUCUUCAGAAGCAGUUCUGUCUGGAUUGCCUUCUCCAUUGCUCGCUGAAGCCCAAAGGCUAAGAGACCGAGCAAUGAGUCAUUAUCAGGCUCGCAGCCUUUUUGGAACCAGCCAGAGGCUAAAUAACCGGAGAAAUGGAUUGGGUUUUGAUCGGCAGAUGGUAAUGGACAGAGGUGUUGGAGUCACAAUUGGCCGGAGGGCAGUUUCUGCUCUUGCAGACAGCUUAAAGGUUAAGGAAAUCGAAGGAGAGCCACUUCUGGAUGCCGAUGAAUUGAAAGCUUUAAUUAGGCUGUUACGAUUAGCGCAGCCACUUGGCAAAGGACUCUUGCAGAGGCUCUUGUUGAACUUAUGUACCCAUAGUGUUACACGAGCAAUCUUAGUUCGUCAUCUGCUUGAUAUGAUCAAACCUGAGGCUGAGGGCUCAGUCGGUGGAGUAGCAGCUAUUAAUGCCCAAAGGCUUUACGGUUGCAAUUCAAAUGUUGUUUAUGGGCGAUCACAGUUGUUAGAUGGUCUUCCUCCCUUGGUGCUACGUCGAAUUCUUGAGAUCUUGACUUAUUUGGCCACAAAUCAUUCUGCUGUGGCAAAUAUGUUAUUUUUCUUUGAUUUCUCUGGUGUUCCUGAGUCAUUAAGCCCUAUCCGUAUGGAAACCAAGAAGGACAAAGGCAAGGAGAAAAUUGGAGAAGGAGGAUCUUCAUCAAAACAGUCUGGAAACACCCAGGAUGCGGACAUUCCCCUGAUAUUGUUCCUGAAGCUCCUGGACCGACCUCAUUAUGGCACUGCUGAUCUUGAGCAGGUGAUGGGCCUGCUUCAGGUUGUUGUGUAUACUUCAGCUUCAAAAUUAGAGGGCCAGUCUCAAUCUGAGAGGGCAGAUAAGCCAGUUGGUGAAGCUUCAGGAGAUGGUCAAAAGGUUCCUCCUUUGGAAUCAGAAUCUAAUCAGGGAGAGAAGCCUGUUAGUGGUGAAUCAUCAACUUCAGAUGUAAAGAGGAGUACGGAUACAUAUAAUGUUUUCUUGAAGCUACCAGGAUCUGAUCUACACAAUCUUUGCAGCCUUCUUGGUCGUGAGGGGCUUUCAGAUAAACUUUAUAUGCUUGCUGGUGAGGUCUUGAAGAAGUUGGCCUCAGUUGCAGCACCCCAUCGAAAACUAUUUGUCUCAGCGCUGUCAGAACUGGCUCAUCGUUUGAGUGCCUCAGCUGUUGGUGAGCUUGUCACUCUCCGGAACACACAUAUGCUGGGUUUGAGUGCUGGAUCAAUGGCUGGGUUAGCAAUCUUACGUGUAUUACAAGCACUUUGCUCUCUCACUUCACCUAGGGCUGGUGAGAAUUCAGGAUUGGAGAAUGAUGCGGAGCAGGAGGAGCAUGCCAUCAUGUGGAAGCUAAAUGCUGCACUUGAGCCACUGUGGCUAGAAUUAAGCAACUGUAUAAGUGCGACUGAAACAGCACUGGGUCAGAGUUCUUUUUGUCGAACCAUGUCUAUAGUAAAUACUGGGGACCAUGCACAGGGUUCUUCUUCGUCUCCUCUCCCUCCUGGAACCCAGAGACUCCUGCCUUUUAUGGAGGCCUUUUUUGUUCUGUGUGAAAAGCUACAAGAGAACCUCUCUACUAUGCUGCAAGACCAGGCGAAUGUGACUGCAAGAGAAGUCAAAGAGUCCUCUGGAAACUCAGAUCCUUCAACUACCAAGUGCCACAGUUGUGGGGAUUCUCAGAGAAAGCUUGAUGGUGCUAUUACAUUUACAAAGUUCGCUGAGAAGCAUCGCCGGCUUUUAAAUGCUUUUAUCAGACAGAAUCCAGGUUUGUUGGAGAAAUCCCUUACUAUGAUGCUGAAGGCACCAAGGCUAAUUGAUUUUGAUAACAAAAGAGCGUAUUUCCGGUCAAGAAUUAGGCAGCAGCAUGAGCAACAUCUCUCUGGUCCUCUGAGAAUAAGUGUUCGGCGGGCUUAUGUUUUGGAGGAUUCUUAUAAUCAGUUGCGCAUGCGGCCUACUCUGGACAUGAAGGGACGAUUAAAUGUCCAAUUCCAAGGGGAAGAGGGUAUUGAUGCUGGAGGUCUGACACGAGAGUGGUAUCAAUUACUGUCAAGGGUCAUAUUUGACAAGGGGGCAUUGCUUUUCACCACCGUAGGAAACAAUGCAACUUUCCAGCCUAACCCUAAUUCUGUCUACCAGACAGAACAUCUGUCUUAUUUUAAAUUUGUGGGCCGUGUGGUUGCAAAGGCACUUUUUGAUGGGCAACUUUUGGAUGUUUAUUUCACUCGAUCCUUCUAUAAGCAUAUACUCGGUGUAAAGGUGACUUACCAUGAUAUAGAGGCUGUGGAUCCUGAUUACUACAAGAAUUUAAAGUGGAUGUUAGAGAAUGAUGUGAGUGAUAUUCCUGACCUGACGUUUAGCAUGGAUGCGGAUGAAGAAAAGCAUAUCCUUUAUGAGAAAAACGAGGUUACUGAUUAUGAGCUGAAACCUGGAGGAAGAAAUAUUCGGGUUACAGAAGAGACGAAGCACGAGUAUGUUGACCUUGUAGCUGAACAUAUCUUGACAAAUGCUAUCCGACCUCAAAUUACUUCCUUCCUGAAGGGGUUUGAGGAAUUGGUCCCGCGAGAGCUUAUCUCUAUUUUCAAUGACAAGGAGCUUGAGCUACUUAUCAGUGGUCUUCCAGAGAUAGAUUUGGCUGAUUUGAAGGCCAAUACCGAGUACACUGGCUACACAUCAUCAUCUGAUGUUGUUAAAUGGUUCUGGGACGUGGUUGAAAGUUUCGACAAGGAGGACAUGGCAAGACUACUGCAAUUUGUGACUGGAACAUCAAAGGUUCCAUUGGAAGGUUUCAGGGCUUUGCAAGGUAUCUCUGGUCCUCAGAAAUUUCAGAUCCACAAGGCUUAUGGAGCUCCUGACAGACUACCUUCUGCUCAUACAUGCUUUAACCAGCUUGACCUUCCUGAGUACACCACCAAAGAACAGCUUCACGAACGAUUGAUACUUGCUAUUCAUGAAGCUAGUGAAGGAUUUGGCUUUGGUUGACAGAAAGAAUCUCAGCAGAUAUUUCCCCAGCAUUCCAGUCAUCGGUCGUAUAGUUAGCAUGUACAUGUGAAAGAACCGGUUCUGAAUUUUGUCUUCCAGAAUUACAGCAACUUCUGAGGAAACCGAUGGUGGAUUUUGUAAAGAAUUCCGAAAGCGUUAUCUAUUGACGGGAGGCCGGCAAGCUCCUCGGUGACAAUGGAUUGGAAUCUUAGAAAUUCUUUAGCGGAUUCUUUACAUGUCGGAAAAUUGGGGAUUCGGUACAGAUGGAUGUGGAUAGAAAAUCUGUUUUGGUGUUCAUAUUAGAUAUCUGUUUUAGAUUAGUCAGUUUUCACUUUCUCCUACCUGAAUGUUUGGUAAUAAGCCUAGGAACAUAUAUAUGUAUAAGUAAUUCCAGAUGGUUUCUUUUGGGUUUCAAUUUAUUUAAAGGCGAGAAGGUGAUUCCAA
Pyrus x bretschneideri (Chinese white pear) is the source of this 12024-nucleotide messenger RNA. RefSeq names its product E3 ubiquitin-protein ligase UPL1. Gene Ontology annotation, molecular function: ubiquitin-protein transferase activity; protein binding. Gene Ontology annotation, biological process: proteasome-mediated ubiquitin-dependent protein catabolic process; positive regulation of protein catabolic process; protein polyubiquitination. The record is from RefSeq and is a predicted model, not a curated record. NCBI's taxonomy places the organism in Eukaryota, Viridiplantae, Streptophyta, Magnoliopsida, Rosales, Rosaceae.